Molecule: messenger RNA, 1689 nt
Organism: Nelumbo nucifera (sacred lotus)
Lineage: Eukaryota; Viridiplantae; Streptophyta; Magnoliopsida; Proteales; Nelumbonaceae
Product: polygalacturonase-like
Biological process (GO): carbohydrate metabolic process
Molecular function (GO): polygalacturonase activity
Source: RefSeq, a predicted model, not a curated record
UUUGCCUUUGAACCUCUCUGUCAUUUUCGGCAUGUAUUGCUUUGUGUUUUGGCCACCUGAGGCCUGAGCUUUCUCCGUUUCUAUUUAAAGAACAAGGACCCAAGCUGGCUGUUGUCUGUAGCUUCUCACCAUCAACCCCUAAAAGGCUAAAACCUUUCUCCUUCUUUCUUAGAUAUCUUCCCUUCAUCUGCCUCAACCUGACCAGAGAAGCUCCCUCCCCUACAAAACUACCUGCAAGUAGUCUUUAUUAAUUGUUUAACAUGGCAAGACUACUAAAGAGCCCUCUUCUUUCAGUACUCCUCUUCUUACUGUCAUCAACCGAUGCAGAUAUCAAUGUUGCAGACUUUGGGGCCAAGGGAGAUGGGAAGACAGAUGCAAGUGAGGCUUUUCUCGCAGCAUGGGCGGCCGCCUGCAGCUCUUCAAAGCCAGCAACUAUAUACGUACCACCCAAGAAGUAUUUCCUUCGUCCAGUGGUCUUCCGUGGGCCGUGUAACAAUUCUGGGAUUACAUUUCGAAUGGAUGCCAUCCUGGUCGCUCCGGAUUAUAAGGAGAUGCCAUCUUCUGAGAACUGGCUCAUGUUCGAUGAUGUCGAUGGGGUGUCUGUUCUCGGAGGGUAUCUGGAUGGACGAGGCUCAAGCUUGUGGAAGUGCAAAAGUGUAUCGAAGAAUUGUCCUGGUGCUGCAACGUCACUUGGUUUCUACAGCUCGAAAAAUAUAGCUGUCCAGAAAUUGACAUCGAUCAACUCCAAACUAGGCCAUAUUGUUGUCCAUACAUGUCAGAAUGUAGUAUUACAGAAAGUUCUGAUUCAUGCCGCAGACCAGAGCCCGCAUACAGAUGGCAUACAUGUGCAGAAUUCGAUUAAUAUCAGCGUAUUCAACACAGGCAUCAAGACCGGUGAUGACUGUAUCUCCAUUGGUCCUGGAACAACGAACUUGCAGGUUCAAGGUGUUGCUUGCGGGCCUGGACAUGGCAUAAGCAUUGGGAGCUUGGCUAAAGACCUGGAAGAAGAAGGUGUGCAAAACGUGGUGGUGCAGAGAGUGGUGUUCACAGGAACUCAAAAUGGUCUAAGGAUCAAAUCUUGGGGUAGACCCAGUAAUGGGUUUGUGAGAGGCGUGGUGUACAAGCACGUUGUGAUGAAAAAUGUCAAAAACCCAAUUGUUAUCGAUCAAAAUUACUGCCCACGUAAUGAGAAUUGUCCUUACCAGGACUCUGGAGUGCAAAUAAGUGGAAUCUCGUAUAGAGACAUUAAAGGAACAUCAGCUACUAAAGUUGCUGUGAAGUUCGAUUGCAGUCCAACUGCUCCAUGCAAAGAUAUCGGCUUACAAGAUAUAAAUCUCACUUACCAGAGUAAACCAGCACAGUCCUCCUGUCAGAAUGCACGUGGAGUAGCUCAUGGUGUGAUCGUCCCACCAAGCUGUUUAAUACAAUAAUUGUUAUUUCAAACGUAACAGCAGAAAUUACUUAUCUUUUUAAUUGAUUGUUUGUUUCUCCUUGUAAAUCAGGACAAAAUAAUUUUUUUUUUGGGUAGAAAUCAGGACAAAAUAUUAGAUCAUGUACAUUUGUUACUGUAAAGCAAAGAAAAAUGUUCAACAAUUGUAUAUAAUUUAUAUAAACCCAUGUCUGAGAGAAUAAAAGCCUGUGUUGUAAAAAGAUAUCCUGUUCUCCUAUAUUUUCCCCAAUAUUUAAGUG